Molecule: messenger RNA, 711 nt
Organism: Helianthus annuus (common sunflower)
Lineage: Eukaryota; Viridiplantae; Streptophyta; Magnoliopsida; Asterales; Asteraceae
Exons: 1
Coding region: 1-711 (236 amino acids)
Source: RefSeq, a predicted model, not a curated record
AUGCCGUAUCAUCCUACGUCUAUGACUUCUCAGUCAAAAUUCAUGCUAAGGAUUGUUAAUGCGCCGCUCCCGGCAAAAUUAAAGAUGCCCCCAACGUUAAAAUUUUAUGAUGGCACGUCUGACCCGAACGAUCACAUGUUUGCUUUCACCGGAGCAGCUAAAGUCGAACAAUGGCCCAUGCCAGCAUGGUGUCACAUGUUUGCUCAGACUCUCACCGGGUCAGCAAGGGUGUGGUUUGACAGUUUACCAGAAGGAUCGAUUGAUCAUUUUGAAGACUUCCGGCGUAUGUUUUUGCAAAAUUUCUAUCAGCAGCGUCGCUGCAAGAAGGACAUCACUGAAGUUCACCACAUAAAGUGCCGCGACGGAGAGUCCGUAGAGGAUUUCAUCUAUCGUUUCAAUCGAGAGAGCAUGCAGAUAAGUGGGGCAGUUGAUCAGCUCCGUGUUUCCGGAUUUUGUCACGGAGUCCGAAACAAUCAGCUCGUAGAAAAGCUUCACGAAGAUCUUCCAAAAACCAUGGAGAUACUUAUGGAACGAGCCCGAGCCUUCGUCCGAGGAAAAAGCGCAUGCGGGCAACCAAACGAAACAGCAACAAAGAAUGCUAAGGCCCGAACCGCAUCGUGGAGACGGAACGCAUCAUCACCAAAAGAUAAAAGUAGCAAUUGGAGUAGAAAUCGUGGGCCGUACCAAAAGUCUGAUCGAAGUAGCUUUUGA